AUGAAAACCGUCGACGACACCGCCCGCGACCUCGGCUGCGUGGACCCCCACGAAGUAGACUUCCUCGAGCGCCAACAACAGGAGCGGGAACGCGAGCUGCAACUGUCACUGCCCGCCCAGCAGCAAGAGCAGCAGCAGUCACUGCCGCCGCAGCAUACCUCCUCCGAUCCCGCCUCCAUCCCCUCGACCUCGACCACGUCCACAUCCUCAGGAAUCCUCCCGCCCCCCGAGAAACUCAGCGAGGUGGCCAGUACCUCGAUCCAGGAGGUGCGGACGAUGCUGAAUGCAGCGUACGAGAGCGAGUUCGUUAGUCAAGCGAUGCAGCGGGUGCGGGAGUAUGUGCCAGGCUUAGUGGGCGACAGGGCGGAGGGGAAUGGUGAGGAGGACCGAUCCGCCGCCGACCCCGAGGAGAUGCGUCGGAUCGACGCGCUGGAGAAGGAACGGAUAGUGGAAUUCUUGCAGGAGAGGACGCGGACGAAGACGGAUCUGGAGAAGAAGUACCAUCACCAGACGGAGCGGCCGCCGCCGAGGCAGUGA
Molecule: messenger RNA, 537 nt
Organism: Aspergillus uvarum CBS 121591
Lineage: Eukaryota; Fungi; Ascomycota; Eurotiomycetes; Eurotiales; Aspergillaceae
Exons: 2
Coding region: 1-537 (178 amino acids)
Source: RefSeq, a predicted model, not a curated record